Messenger RNA from Glycine soja, 2102 nucleotides. Its product is annotated as WAT1-related protein At3g28050-like. Bases 51 to 1172 code for a protein of 373 amino acids. The record is from RefSeq and is a predicted model, not a curated record. Lineage: Eukaryota; Viridiplantae; Streptophyta; Magnoliopsida; Fabales; Fabaceae. The transcript is spliced from 7 exons. Gene Ontology annotation, molecular function: transmembrane transporter activity. Gene Ontology annotation, cellular component: plasma membrane.
UUGGUGUGUCUCAAAAACUGAAGGCAAAACAGAGAAAGCUCUAGCUCUGAAUGAUGGAUAGAAGGCACUGUUACAAGGAUUUGCUGCCUUUGGUGGUGCUUGUUGCCAACGAAUGCAACAACACAGGCUUGUUCACUCUCUUCAAAGCAGCCACACUGCAAGGGAUGAGCAACUAUGUCUUUGUCACCUAUGCCUAUUCUGUUGCCCUUCUUGUACUCCUUCCUGUCACUUUUUUCUACAGAAGAUCAAGAGUGGUUCCUCCACUCAGUUUUUCCAUCUUAUCCAAAAUUGCUCUUCUUGGAGUGAUAGGGAGUUCAUCUCAGAUCUUGGGCUAUGCUGGCAUCCGUUAUAGUUCUCCCACACUUUCCUCUGCAAUCAGCAACCUCACUCCUGCAUUCACCUUCAUGCUUGCUGUCAUUUGCAGGAUGGAAAAGAUAGCUGUAAAACGUAGAACAACCCAAGCUAAGAUAUUGGGCAGCAUAAUAUCAAUAUUAGGUGCAUUUGUUGUGACUUUCUACAAAGGCCAAUCGAUCAUCAUAGCAGAUAAUUCCCCUUCCAUUCAACUUCCACAAUCAAAUGGCAUUCUUACUUCAGUGGAUAGAAAUUGGGUCAUUGGUGGCCUUCUGCUCACAGCUUGCAAUAUACUACUUACUGUAUGGUUCGUUUACCAGGUUGAAAUCUUGAAGGAGUUCCCGGAUGAACUAACUAUGGUCUUCUUUUACAACUUGUGUGCAGCCAUUGUAGCCUCAAUUAUAGGCUUAUUAGGGGAGAAAAACUCAAGUGCUUGGAAAAUAAGACCAGAUAUAUCACUGAUCUCUAUUGUUUGCACUGGAAUAUUUAACAAGUUCCUGAGUAGUGCAAUAUAUGCAUGGGGAAUACACUUAAAGGGCCCUGUAUAUGUAGCAAUGUUCAAGCCUCUCUCAAUUGUUAUUGCGGUUGCCAUGGGUGUUAUGUUCCUUGGUGAUUCUCUAUAUGUUGGAAGUAUAAUUGGAGCCACAAUAAUAUCAAUUGGGUUUUAUACUGUGAUGUGGGGCAAAGCAACUGAACAGAAGGAAGAGGAGGAGGAGGAGGAAAAUGUUGGUAGCCAGGAAUCGUCAAUUACUGAGAACAUUCCUCUUUUGCAAAGCUAUAUAACUGUAAAUUCUACGAAGAAAAUAGAUGGAAAUGUAUAGACCACCAACUACAGAGAAAUGAGAAUUUUCCUCUUCUGCAAAGCUACAAAAUUGUAAAUUCUGAAUAGAAGACAGGUGGAGGUGUAUAGAAGACAAAUAUAAACUGUUUGCACCUCUUUAGUCUUGGCAUUGUAGAAAAUCUUAGAGACCAUUUUUUAUCACAGAACAGCAUAUUGUUGUGAAGGUCCUUUGGUUUCAUUGUUCCCUGAGUGGCCUAGUUGUUACCCCUUUGCAAGACAGUGUAUGGAAGAUUUUCAGCAGUGGUUCACUAGAUUUAUGGCAAUGAAUGGGAAUGCAUUUAGUAAAAUUUCUUUGUUCUAUGCCUUCAUCAAGAAGCAAGGUUUUUGAUAAAUAGCCAGCUGUUAAAGUAAAGAAAACAAUGAAACUAUGCCUUAUUUCCUUACCCCUCCUCUUUGCCAACCCAAUUUCCACUUCUCUCAAGUGUGCAUCUUCUACUUCUGCGAUCUGCUAUGGAACUGUGAGGCAGCUAGAAGAAAUAUAUAUGCCACUGUGUUUCAUGUUUUCAAGUCAUCAGAUCAGACAUUGCUAAAGUUAUUGAAUGUGCUGCAGAAAUAUCUGAAGUUGCUGCUGGGGUAGUGCAGGACAUAUAUGAAGAAAGGGGUAUUUAAAAUUUCACAUGCAGUACUUGUCUAAGCUUCAUAAAGGAGCUGAAGAACAGGAAAAUAAUUAGAAAAUCACAGUAGUUGUUCAUCUAUUUCAUUUCAUUUCCCAAAUGUCUCCAGAACUUUCUAGAAAUUAUAGAUAGGCAGUGUGUAUGUGUGUGUAAAAUCUGAUUUGUAUUAUAGUAUUUGAGUAACAUUGGUAAGUUAAUUUAUAGAAGGCUGAUGAUGAUGUAAUUAAGAUGUCACCAAUUUUAUUAAGAUUAAAAUAGUAAUUGUACAGAAUUAACUCUUACUAAAUACAUAUCCA